GAUGAUAAACUUUCCUAAAAGUCAAGCGUGGGUAUCUAACAUUCUAAGUUCUAACUCCAGUGUCCAUCUAACAAACAACGAGCCAGAUUGUUCCGUCACUCUCACUAUGUACCCAAACUUGUCAUACGCAAAUAAGCGUGGAUUAUGGUUAUAAUAAGCUCAAUAUCUCCAAGAAAGUAGUCACAACUCACAAGAUUUUAUCAAUGGCAGAAGUGAGAAAAAUGAAGCUGGGUUCACAAGGUCUGGAGGUGUCAAUUCAAGGACUUGGGUGUGCUGGAUUAGUUCGUCCUCCAAAACCAGAAAAUGAGAUGAUUGCUGUCAUUCGUCAUGCUAUCAAUUCUGGUGUCACUUUUCUUGAUACUGCUGAUUUUUAUGGCCCUUUUACUAGUGAAAUUCUACUAGGAAAGGCUCUAAAAGGAGGGAUAAGAGAGAAGGUACAAUUGGCAACUAAAUUUGGGUUAAAAUCUGUCGAUGGCAAGAUAAUCGUGCAGGGCGAUCCUGCCUACGUGAGGGCUGCUUGUGAGGCUAGCUUGAAGAGACUCAAUGUUAAUUACAUUGACCUUUAUUAUCAACAUCGUGUUGAUACUCGUGUUCCAAUUGAAGUCACGGUUAGUAGUGUCUUCAGUACAUCAAUAAUUCACAAAUCUAUUUCAAUUGAAGUCUCUAAUGCUUCCAUCAUUUUUCUUCUAUCCAAUGUUCAGAUGGGGGAACUCAAGAAACUGGUUGAAGAAGGGAAAAUUAAGUAUGUUGGUCUAUCUGAAGCAUGUGCAGCAACAAUCAAAAGAGCUCAUGCCGUCCAUCCCAUAACUGCUGUGCAGAUGGAGUGGUCUUUGUGGACUCGAGAUUUAGAAGAACAAUUAGUUCCUACUUGCCGAGAACUAGGGAUUGGGAUCGUUGCAUAUAGCCCUUUAGGUCGGGGAUUCUUCUCGUUGGGGCCCAAGGUGGUUGAAAGCUUCCCUGAAGGUGACUACCGAAAGACUAUACCGAGGUUCCAACCUGAAAACCUCGAGCGUAACACCCACGUCUUUGAACGAGUGAGUGAAAUGGCAGCGAGAAAAGGGUGCACAACAUCGCAGCUUGCUCUUGCUUGGGUUCAUCAUCGAGGGGAGGAUGUGUGUCCUAUUCCGGGCACAAGCAAGAUCAAUAAUCUGAACCAAAACAUCGCAGCCUUGUCCGUGAAACUUACACCUGAUGAAAUGGCUGAAAUCGAGUCUUAUGGCUCAGCUGAUAAUGUGUUUGGUGAUCGACUUUUGACUAAAACUUAUUCAUGGCUCGACUCCGAUACUCCUCCUUUAUCUUCCUUGCAAAUUUCUUGAGAACGAUUCUUUGCGAGGAUUUGAUAUGUUUUAUUGAUUCGCACAUACAUUGAUGCUAAAUUUUUUAAUUUUUCAAGAGUCGUAUGUAAAAUAUCAAAUUAAAGACCCUUUGUAAUUAAAUUCAAUAACAUGCAAUAGAUCAUAAGAACUUGUA
Amaranthus tricolor (Joseph's coat) is the source of this 1470-nucleotide messenger RNA. RefSeq names its product probable aldo-keto reductase 2. The transcript has 4 exons. NCBI's taxonomy places the organism in Eukaryota, Viridiplantae, Streptophyta, Magnoliopsida, Caryophyllales, Amaranthaceae. The record is from RefSeq and is a predicted model, not a curated record. Bases 204 to 1316 code for a protein of 370 amino acids. Gene Ontology annotation, cellular component: cytoplasm.